AUGCCUCGUAAACCGACAAGAAAAGUUACUUCUCGUCGUGUGACCACAAACACUUCUGUCGUUCAACCCACUCUUCACACAACGAAUCUAAACUCUCAAAUUCAAAUACCAACAACUCACUCCACAAUUCAAAUUCCAGCGCCACUGCUUACGCCUCAACAACAGUUAAAUAUUCAUGAUGCUUUAUCUUAUCUUGAUAAAGUAAAAGCUUCGUUUCAUGAUGACCCAAGAGUUUAUAAUCAAUUUCUUGAUAUAAUGAAAGAUUUCAAGAGUAGAAAUAUUGAUACCCAAGGCGUUAUUACCAGAGUAACAAUAUUAUUUCGGGACCAUCCGGCAUUGGUUCAAGAUUUCAAUACUUUCUUACCACCUGGCUAUCAGAUCGUAUAUCUAAUGGAUAAAGAAGACGACCCGGAUUCAGUUAAAGUUGUUACACCUUAUGGUGAUAGAUUCGUUUAUGUUGGUGAUAAACGUAGGGAUGAAGAUGGAUGUCACAUGGAUCAUUGGUAA
Cetraspora pellucida is the source of this 507-nucleotide messenger RNA. The record is from the annotation of a GenBank genome assembly. Lineage: Eukaryota; Fungi; Glomeromycota; Glomeromycetes; Diversisporales; Gigasporaceae.